Molecule: messenger RNA, 2073 nt
Organism: Anastrepha obliqua
Lineage: Eukaryota; Metazoa; Arthropoda; Insecta; Diptera; Tephritidae
Exons: 1
Coding region: 1-2073 (690 amino acids)
Molecular function (GO): zinc ion binding; nucleic acid binding
Source: RefSeq, a predicted model, not a curated record
AUGUAUGAUGUUGGUCCAACCAAUGGGCCGACUAUGGGUCCGCCUAUGGGCCGAGUGACAUUUCUGAAGAUGAAAUCGAAAGCUAUACUUAAUCGCCUUGAAAGUAUAGCCACCGACUUGGAUCCUGAUAAUCUGCACAGUAAGGAUGAAUAUGCUCUCAACGCAAUACUGGAAUUAUUGGUGGAGCUGAAAUCCAGUUUUUCGGUCACCCACACAAGUUUGGAGGAACUGGACUUCGAGUCGAUUACCAGCGACCUACCUGCCAAAUUCGAUACCACGCCAGUCAAUCUCAGAGCCACUCUGCAACGGGAGAUCGGGAAGCGCAGUACUUCACAACAUUGCUCAACUUUUCGGAUGAACACCGCGGACACACAGUCUAUAAUUGUAAACGCAAAUCGUUCGCGUGUGCCACUACUAACGUUGCCCAAAUUUAGUGGGGCUUACACGGAGUGGACAAAUUUUUACGCAAUGUUCACAUCUGUAAUCGACAAAGACAGUGAACUGACACAAGUGGACAAGCUUCAACAUUUGCGGUCUUGCCUUAGUGUUGCUGCCCUGGACACCGUGGGAUCACUCGAGAUAAACGACACUAACUACAAAAUUGCAUUAGAACUUUUACAAAAACGAUUUGAUAAUAAACGUCUUAUCUUUCAGGCACACAUCAGGGAAAUAUUUGAGUUGGACAAGGUGGAUUCGUCCGUAUACACGUUGCGGGCAUUGACAGACAAGGCAAUCGCGCACAUGCGCGCUCUACAAUCUAUCGGCUCAAAGGAACAAAUAUCCGAUAACAUCCUCAUUCAGUUGAUAGUGCAAAGGUUAGACAAGGUGACGCAAGCUAAAUGGGAGGAGAAUUCGGCAAGCAACGACCUACCCUCUUGGAACCAACUAGCUGGAUUUUUUGAAAAACGCUGUCGUACACUCGAAAACGUCGAAUAUGCAUUGCAGACACAAGCUAGCAUUCCGGUAAAAGUCAUCAAAAGCGUGAGUACAAAUCCAAGAAAAUCUUUUGUUGCUUCGAAUAGCUCAGUAGGUAGUUGCGUAUUUUGCGAAUCCCCCGAACAUGUAAUUUACCGUUGUCAACGCUACGUCAAUUUGUCGCCAAAUCUACGCCAGAAAGAAGCUAAAAGGCUCAACCUAUGUCUUAAUUGUUUGAAGAAAGGUCAUCAGAUUCGUGACUGCAAAUCGGGACCCUGUCGCAGCUGUCAAGCGAAGCUUCAUACACUGUUACAUUUUGAUCGGUUAUCCAUUUCACCAGCUACUCAGUGCCAAGCACCUUGCACUACUUCUGAAUCGAAUGCUAGGACUGCAUCAUUAUCUGUCACGUCCCAUGCUCAUACUCCUUCUCCUGAUGUUGUGCUUCUCGCCACUGCAAUUGUUCUAAUUAAGAAUCGUGCUGGAACCUUCGUACCUUGCCGCGCCCUCCUAGAUUCGGGCUCGCAGCUUCACUUCGUUACAACUCGUUUCGCUAACCAGCUUCAGCUUACUAGAACGAAAUCAUUGGUCGCAGUCUCCGGCAUUGGAGAUGCAAGCUUUUCGACUGAUGGGUGCUCCGUUGAUAUAGUUCUGAAGUCGCGGACUUCAGAUUUUUGUACAAAUAUCACUGCUGUUGUGGUGAAAACAAUUACCGAUAGUCAACCAGUGGCUUCAAUAAACAUCGCUAAUUGGAACAUACCCUCAAACAUUCAACUAGCUGAUCCUGGUUUUAACGUGCCCCAGCGUAUCGAUCUGCUCAUCGGAGCAGGACUUUUCUAUGAGCUACUUUGCGUAGGACAGAUUCAAUUAGCACCUGAAAUACCAUUACUUCAAAAAACUCGUCUUGGCUGGGUUCUGUCUGGCGGUAAGCAACAAGCCCCCAAACUUUCAACAUUCGUAGCAAGUCACAGCUCAACUACAGAUAUCAGUAUUGAUGAUCGGCUGGAUGAUUUAGUCCGGCAGUUUUGGGAGAUCGAUCAUGUCGUUGAACCGAUUUCUAAAAAUUCCAAAGAGGAGCUUGACUGUGAGUUGCAUUUCAAGCAAAAUUUCAUUCGUUUAGCCUCAGGCGCAUAUUCGGCCAUAUUCUGCCAACAAAGCUAA